This is a messenger RNA of Agelaius phoeniceus (red-winged blackbird), 3105 nucleotides long. RefSeq names its product GLIS family zinc finger 3 (gene GLIS3). Gene Ontology annotation, cellular component: nucleus. Gene Ontology annotation, biological process: regulation of transcription by RNA polymerase II. The record is from RefSeq and is a predicted model, not a curated record. NCBI's taxonomy places the organism in Eukaryota, Metazoa, Chordata, Aves, Passeriformes, Icteridae. Gene Ontology annotation, molecular function: RNA polymerase II cis-regulatory region sequence-specific DNA binding; DNA-binding transcription factor activity, RNA polymerase II-specific.
GUCACCAGCAAUCCCAUGACAGUUCAACAACUGAGACCUCUUUCACCUUCAGCGAAUCAGCUUUCAACAGCAUGCAGCCAGAUCAGCCCUAGCUUACACAGGUCUAUGGAUGCUUCCAGCCUGAGUGCCUCUCCAUCAGAUACAAGGUCACUUUUGUCAUGUGAGACUCUGGCCUCUACAACAUUAAGCUUGUCAGAACGUCACUCCCCUCUGAGUGUUGAACAAGACUGGUCACAUAGGUACAGGACACUUUCUUCUGUUCCUCCUGACCAUGGUUUACAAAAUGGCAGUGAGCUGGGGGACUUAAUAAAUUUUUUGCCUGAAGCAUCUACAUCCAGUGACUCAUUACCAUCCUACUUAUAUGGCAUGGAAAAUAAGAAUUCUCCUUACUCUAGUCCUUGCCAGUCCUCAGUCUGGUGUCAAUCAGCCCGCUCCAAAAAGAGAGCACUCUCGGUAUCUCCUCUGUCUGACGGCAUUGGGAUCGAGUUCAAUACAAUCAUUCGUACGUCCCCAACUUCUCUGGUGGCCUACAUCAACAGCUCCAGGGCAUCGCCAGGAAACGUCUCCCCACAGCCUGAGGUCUAUGGACAUUUUUUGGGAGUGAGAGGAAGGUGUAUACCACAAAACUGCUCUGUUUCAACUGCCCAGAAAGGCUUCCACAUGGCGAGUGGCACUGUCACUUUUCCAGGAUAUGUUGAGAACGGGAGAGGUGAGUACCAGCGGAUGCAGCAGCUGGAACAAGCCAGCUUGCAGAUGGUUGCCACAAAUAACAUGGUGAUCCAGCAGGGUGUGCUGCCCAUGGACAGCCAAGCAAUGGGAGUCCUGAAAAAUGAAGAGCUGGGUGACUUCUCAGGCCCUAUCACUGACAUGCCUCUUUCAGCCCUGGUGCUGCCACCGCCUCCUCCUCAAGGGCCGCCCCCGCCGUACCAUGCUCACCAGCGCCGGCACCUGCACAGCCUCCCCAGCCACGUCCCCGCGCUGCAGGCACUGUCUCCUGCCCCGGGCACCCCGCUGGAGGAAGAUGGAGAGCUGGAGGAUUUCAAUGGCAAGCAUGGCUGUUGCUGGGUUGACUGUGGGAAGCUGUAUGACCAUCAGGAGGAGCUUGUGAAGCACAUAGAGAAGAUCCACAUAGACCAGAGGAAGGGAGAAGACUUUACCUGCUUCUGGGCAGGGUGCCCUCGAAGGUUCAAGCCAUUUAAUGCCCGUUACAAACUGCUGAUUCACAUGAGAGUCCACUCAGGAGAGAAGCCGAACAAAUGCACAUUUGAGGGUUGCAAGAAAGCCUUUUCCAGACUAGAAAAUCUCAAGAUUCACUUAAGGAGCCAUACGGGUGAGAAGCCGUACCUUUGCCAGCACCCUGGCUGCCAGAAAGCGUUCAGCAACUCCAGCGACCGUGCCAAGCACCAGAGGACACACUUGGACACUAAACCUUAUGCAUGUGAGAUUCCAGGAUGUACUAAGCGAUACACAGAUCCCAGUUCCCUGAGAAAACAUGUGAAAGCCCAUUCUUUCAAAGAUCAACAAGUCAGGAAAAAGUUGCGAUCAAGCUCAGAGAUUGGCCAGGACAUCCUGAAUGACUGUCUUGCAAUCCAGCCCCUCCAGCCAGUCCUGUCACCACAGGAUGCUGUAGAUAAUACCAUGGGACACUCCCCAGGGUCUGCUUGUGAUAUUUACCCAGCAGCUGUGAUCCCCAGCACACAAAUAAAUCAAAGUGGAACAGCAGCUGGGGCAGUGUCCUUGUCCCACCCCAGCAGCCAUUCUUCCCCAGGACAAAGCAUACAGGGCAGUCCUCUGCACCCUCCCCAGGUACCUCUUCUCACAGCUGCUGACUCAGAGAGGUUUGUUGCUCCAGCUCCUUCUCAUCACAUCAGCCCCCAGAGAAUGUCCAUUCAACAUCCCAUGAUGCAGAGACAGACUCCACAGCCUCCUCAGCUUCCACAGCUUGCAGGGAUGCCUCUGAAGACAUACCAACAAGCAGAAAGCCCUUCUUUUCAGCCGAAUGCCCUUCACAUCCAGGGCAUUUAUGGGCAGCUUCAGACUUUCUGCCCUCCGCAUUAUGCUGACACUCAGAAGAACAUACAAGACAGUGUUUCUUGCAAUAUGGUUCCUUCUGUUGACGGCUCAGCUCUCCCAUCAGCAGGCCAGGGAGGGCUUGGCAUUUUCCAUGGAAGUUUUUCAGAUCAUUCUGGUAUCAAAGUGUAUGACUUUUCAGCAGGGUCUGUAGAUAUCUUUGAUGAUUCAGCUUGCAGCAUGCCAGAGGACAGCAGUUUCCUACAAGUAAAUGCAGUGGAUCAUUGUUCCAGCCAGCUUUCUCCUGUAUACAGUGAAGGCUAAGUAAUGUGUAUCUAUUUACAAGAACUUGAUUCUGUUUCAUCUUGCCCUUCUGUUAUUUCCCUACAAAUUUUUUCUCUCCAUGAAACUGCCAUGUAUGUAUGGGGAUAUGACUAGAUAUACAUACAUAAUGGAGAGGAAAAAAACAAUUACCAAGCAUUCUUCAUUUAAUCAAGCAGCCAACUGGGAAGGAGAAUGUUUGGAGAAAGCAAGCUUUGCCAAAAUCUUAGCAAUUGUUUAUUUUCUUCUCAUCUGUGGUACAGCAACUAUACUUUUAAAAUUAUUUCUUCUUUUCAUUUCUCAAAGGGAAUUCAGAGACCAAAUAAGAAAACUGGUUGUUGCCUGUAAUCCUUUCAAGCGGAAUGGGUGCACUUGCAGAAAAACACAGCUUUAGAAAAUUCCUUUUUCAAACAAGGAAAAGAAACAAAACCAGAGCAUACUACAAACAUUUCAAAGGCAUAAAGUUUUUGCACAACCUGUCUGCAUGUGAUAGUUCCAAGUUUAACACUCACCAGUGUCCAAAAGGGAGAGAAGUAGACAUACAUAUAGGCACUACCUAUUGGAGGCAUUGGUGUAGCUUCUUUUUGGAUCAAAGGUUGUUGGUAGAGAAUUUCUUACAGGCCUCAUGUUAGGUGUCCUUUCCUUCCCUCUUUAUUUUAAGCCACACAAUACAGCUAUUCUUAUUUUAAGCCACACAAUACAGCUAUUCUUGUUUUCCCAAUAUUCAUUCUGACCCUUUAAACAUGAAUAAGAUUAUUUAAAUAUACAAGAAGU